AUGUCCGUACACAGAGAAGCAAGGUUGAGGAAAGAGAGAGAGAAGAAGAAGAGGAAGAAGGAAGAUGACUCUCGGACUGAUAAACGCGAAUCCAGUUGUGCAAGCCAAGAAGGAACGCCUCGUUCGUACACAAGAAGAUCAGUAUAGAGAUGAUGGUGUUGAUCCUCUUGACAUCUAUGAGUAUGUAAGAGACAUAAGAGAUCCAGAACACCCUUAUACCUUGGAGCAGCUAAGUGUUCUCUCUGAAGAAUCUGUUACUGUCGAUGACAAGCUCGAUCGCAUCUUGAUUAAGUUUACACCGACGGUUCAGCAUUGUAGUAUGGCAACUAUAAUUGGUCUUUGUCUGAGAGCUAAGCUUAACGAACGUUUGCCACUUCAUUAUAAGGUUGAUAUCCUAGUGUCUCCUGGUUCCCACGCCGAUGAAGAUUCAGUGAAUAAACAAUUGAAUGAUAAAGAACGGGUGGCGGCUGCAAUGGAGAAUCCUAAUCUCCGUCAGCUUGUGGAUGAGUGUAUCUUCUCCGAUGAGAUAUGAUCAGAUCAUUUACUUCUACCCUCUUGUACAGGCUUUCGUAUCCUGGGUUGUAUAAUGCCUUAAUGAGACCACUCUUUAGUCUGAGAAUACACAUUUUACGGUGUUCGAAUGUUGCAUACUACUCGAUAAUAAUACAGAACCUUUUGUCAAUGUAACUGCAGUUUGAGUUACCAACACAGCUAUAAAAGAAAUUGCGAUAAA
Molecule: messenger RNA, 733 nt
Organism: Camelina sativa (false flax)
Lineage: Eukaryota; Viridiplantae; Streptophyta; Magnoliopsida; Brassicales; Brassicaceae
Source: RefSeq, a predicted model, not a curated record